Molecule: messenger RNA, 4872 nt
Organism: Motacilla alba alba
Lineage: Eukaryota; Metazoa; Chordata; Aves; Passeriformes; Motacillidae
Gene: SLC9A4
Product: solute carrier family 9 member A4
Exons: 12
Coding region: 606-2948 (780 amino acids)
Biological process (GO): sodium ion transport; regulation of pH; proton transmembrane transport
Cellular component (GO): membrane
Molecular function (GO): sodium:proton antiporter activity
Source: RefSeq, a predicted model, not a curated record
AGGUGUGACAGGACCAGGGAGUCGUGCCAAGUGUGGUGCCCAGGGUGCCACUCGUGCUGGGGAGGCAGAUGGGGAGCGAGGGCAAGAGAGGAAGGCACGAAACAGGCUCUCCUGCCUGCCCAGGCUGCCACCACCUCUCCCAGCCGAUGCAAUUCGAAUCCUCGUGCUGUGCUUGCUGCCUGAACGGUGAGCACUGAAAGCUUUUUGUUUGUUUGUUUGGUAUUUUUUCUUAGGUUGGUUUUUUUGGUUUUGUUUGUUUGUUUGGUUGGGUUUUUUUUUUUGUGACAGUGGAAAAAUCAGUAAGGCUGCAUAAAUUAUGUAGUUGGAAAAGUCCUUUUAUUCCUCAACAGGGUAAUGCUGUGGCCAAGGUUUUUCUGGGUCAGUGGAACCUGCACAACCGGUAUCUUCACACAAACUCCAGGUCUGUCUGCAGCACAAGGAACGGGACAGGCACAUAAGGACUAUAAAAUGACCUCUAACAGGCAAAUGAAAGAGCCCUGAGGAAGAAGUGGCUGUGGGCAGUGUGAAUCAGCAGAAGUGACUGUGCACACCUUCAUGCACCCACUAUAUGCUAAAUCUGUAAUAAAAUUGUCACAGCCCCAGACAUGGGCUUUGCCACGCUUGCACAUGCAAAGCUUUCCAACGUGCUGCAGCUGCUAUUGAGCGCGGUGUACUGUUCUGCUGCUGCUCAUGGGGGUGAGUCCAGCCUGGGCAAGAGGUCCUUGCUUCACUAUGAACAUGAUUCCAGUGGUGCUGUUGACUCUUCUCAAGACACGAGGCUACAUGUUUUCACACUGGACUAUGACUAUGUGCAAAUUCCCUAUGAAGUUACCCUUUGGAUCCUCCUUGCCUCUUUUGCAAAAAUAGGUUUCCAUAUCUUUCAUCGAUUACCAAGACUUAUGCCUGAAAGCUGCAUCCUGAUUGCCAUUGGAGCACUAGUUGGAGCAAUCAUCUUUGCUUCCCAUCACAAAUCUCCACCAGUGAUGAACAGUAGUAUUUACUUCUUGUAUCUCCUCCCACCCAUUAUUCUGGAGGAGGGUUAUUUCAUGCCAACUCGGCCAUUUUUUGAAAACUUUGGAUCCAUUCUGUGGUGGUCUGUUCUGGGAUCUCUUCUAAGCUCAUUUGGGAUUGGCCUCUCCCUCUAUGGAAUCUGCCAGAUCGAAGCCUUUGGCCUGAGAGACCUGAACCUGCUGCAGAACUUGCUCUUUGGCAGCAUGAUUUCAGCAGUGGACCCCGUGGCAGCUCUGGUAGUUUUUGAAGAAGCCUCCGUUAAUGAGGAGCUUUACAUGAUGAUCUUUGGAGAGUCACUGCUAAAUGAUGGCAUAACUGUGGUUUUAUAUAACAUCUUCAUCGCCUUCACCCAGAUGCACAGGUAUGAAGAAAUUGAAUCCAUUGAUGUCUUUGCUGGCUUUGCUCGCUUCUUCGUGGUGGGGCUGGGUGGAGUUUUGUUUGGCAUCGUAUUUGGAUUUGUCUCAGCAUUCAUGACUCGUUUCACCCACAACGUCUCUUCAAUCGAACCCCUGCUGGUCUUCAUGUUCAGCUACCUCUCAUACUUGUCUGCUGAAACCCUUUACAUCUCUGGCAUUUUGGCGAUGACAGCAUGUGCAGUGACAAUGAAAAAAUACGUGGAGGAGAAUGUUUCCCAGAAUUCUUAUACCACAAUAAAAUAUUUCAUGAAGAUGCUAAGCAGCAUCAGUGAGACCCUGAUUUUUGUGUUCAUGGGAGUGUCUACAGUGGGGAAAAACCAUGAAUGGAACUGGGCCUUCAUUUGCUUCACUCUGCUCUUCUGCCUCAUUUGGCGGACACUGAGUGUGUUUGCUCUCUUCUACGUCAGUAACAAGUUCCGAACGUAUCCCUUCACCUUCAAAGACCAACUCAUUAUUUCUUACAGUGGCCUCCGAGGAGCCAGCAGCUUUUCUCUUGCAUUCCUGCUUCCAGUGAAUCUUUUCCCCAGAAAAAACCUAUUCAUUACUGCGACACUUGUGGUUAUAUAUUUCACUGUGUUCAUCCAAGGAAUCACAAUUGGACCAUUGGUCAGAUAUCUGGAUGUUAAAAAGACAAACAAAAAGGAAUCUAUCAAUGAAGAAAUUCAUGUGCGGUUGAUGGAUCACUUGAAGGCUGGUAUUGAAGACAUAUGUGGACAUUGGAGUCAUUAUCAGCUGAGAGAUAAAUUUAAGAAGUUUGACAAUAAGUAUUUGAAGAAAAUUUUAAUCCGGGAGCACCAGCCCAAAUCCAGCCUUGUGUCAUUGUACAAAAAGAUGGAGAUAAAACUGGCCAUCGAGAUGGCUGAGAGUGGCAUGAAAAUUUCAAAACCAUCCACUACUUCUUUACAGAGCGGCAGGAACCAGCGUGCACACAGGCUGUCCCCGGCAGAAGUGGAGGCCAUGAGAGAUGUCCUGGCACACAACCUGUACCAAGUGCGACAAAGGGCACCAGCAUACAACCGGCACAAUCUUCCUACUGACACAAGUGAGAAACAAGCACAAGAAAUCCUCAUCCGUCGGGAACAUAGCCUGAGGCAAAGUUGCAGGAAGGGAAACAGCUUGCCUUGGGGUAGACCGGUCAACACCACAGAAGUACGCUACCUCUCCUUGCCUCAGGGUCCACGCCAGCCCACUAGAAGAAAAGCCAGGCAUGUUACUUUUACAGAUCAGCAUAGAAGUGGCUCUGAUGCUGCGUUGCCAUUAACAUCGAGGUCCCAGCCCCGACUACGGCCACUGGAAGCAAAGCAGCACCAGGAGCUGAUUCCAAUGGCACACUUGGACAGACGAGCUGGUCCAUCCAAUCUGCGAGGUCAAAGAAGAAAUUCAAUCAGGCGUCAUCGUUUCACCAGAGCAGACAAUCCAGCUCCAGUGCCCAAGGCUCGCUACACUGUCAGAGAAGUGGAGGAGUAUGAAUCAGAAGAAGAGACAGAAACAGAGGCACCAGCCAGGCCAUUAGUUAUAUGAGGAGCAGAGAUCAUCAGUGUUUGCAUCUCUAAGGCCCCUGGUGCACUGCUUCAGAAGAAAUAACAAAGCUUUUAUAUGAACCAAACUAUGAUUUUCCUCUGGGGACCAGUGUACUUGCUCUCGUAUUACCUUCAAGAGUUGUAUUAAGGUACUUAGUGGCUCAGAGAAGACUCAAAUUCUUAUAUCAGGCUAAUAUCAGGCUUUCUUUCCAACAAAACACUUCAGGAAAGAGAAGAACAUGAUAUUUGUAGGGGUUUGGAUGUGGAUCUAAACAGCAGUAGUUGGGUGCAUGAAGUGCUAUGGGUGGAAGCUGACGCUGCCUUUGUUUCAUACUACGGGCUGCAUCCAGAAGUAUAUAAAGGCAUCUCUGACGUGUGAAUGCACAGAUUGAUUACCUCAAAUUGCAUAGAGCUUUUGAUUUCAGAUCAGAAUCAGCUUCAUUCUGGGAAAUGGAAAGAGUUAAAAACAGAAAGGCAUUUUUUAGGGCAUGUAAAUGUCACUGAAGAUGCCUAAGCAAGACCUUAAGUCAAAAGGAUUUUCAGUGAACAUUUUAAGCACUUGGGAACCUCUUGGUAACUCAGGUUUUGGCCCUGCAAAAGUGUGUAAAGUCAUCUACUCUGAUGAUCCAUGGCUCGAUCUACUUAAAUCAAUGUCAAUAUGUAGGCUCCUAUCACUCACCUACAGUUGUUUUGGAUGAAUAAAGGUGGUAUUCUUGUAUGUACAAAUCCAGAGGAGUUUUCAGGCAGAAGUGCUGUCAGGAUUUUAUUUGUAAGCAUGGAAUGGGAAGAACAUAAGCAAUAUUUUUGUGAUUCAGCAAGCGGAAGGCUUCCUUGUAAAGUAUCUAACUUCUCCAUUCUCCACUCCCACCUUGUGUUCCCAAAUGCAUGCACCAUUUUUUCACACUACAACUGGACCAGCAAUGCAGAUAGGAGGCAAGAAACUGGGAUUAAAGGUAGAGGGAGCCUAAUCCUGUAGCCUGCUGUCUAGCAGGAAACAGAGGCCUAUGUUUGCCCCCCAGCUUUUCUUAGUGUCUUCCUAUAUGUUGUACAGAGAAUAUUUUCUCUAAAAGAAAGCAGAAAUAACCAGAGGGAUGUGCACUACAGCACUUGAGCUCCCAGCCUUUCUAUGGAGCUCCCUUCCAAGUGACUCUGUGUGCCCAUGCUCCACUCUCAAUGGUGGGUCUCCAUAGCAGCAGGAGAAGCAAGUAUGGUCUUUAGUCAUUUUAGCUAAGUCCCAGACACCUAGUUUCUCUGCAAAAGUUAGUUUCUGUAGAAUGGAAGCAUCCUUGCCACUGUCUUCUGUUUCUUCGCACUGUAGUUGAGCUGAUUUUAUCCAAAGGGAUGAAUCCAAAAGUCCAUAAACCCACCCGUACAGCUGCACUGAAGUCAAAUCUAUGGUUAAGAAACUUACCAAGUUCAGUCACGUUUUUGUCAAGUUUCCUCCUGUUUCCUCCACUCAGACCUUGCUCAAGUCUGUAAAUGCUACUCUAGAGUCAGAGUGCUCUUGCAUGUUUCUCUUUCUUAUAUUGCUGGUAUUGCUUGUAUGUCCUGGUGUGUAAAAGAACUUAUUUCUGUAAGUUAUGAUUUCACAUUUCCUACAAAGGCUUUCUGAUUCAGGACAGGUAGAAUCUAAACUAACAAACUUGAAAAGCACCACCAGAUGAAGAAAACCCUACAAGCCCUUUUCCCCAUUUUCUUGUGUUUGCAGCUUUUAUGCUUAGCAGGUUAUAAUGAAUCAUCUGUACUGAAACUGUAUAAAGCUUUAUGAAACUUGAGUUCUGUUUGUAUUUCCUUAUUGUGACAGAGAAAUUAUAUGACUUCCUUUUAUGAAAACAGUGGUACAUUAUUUAAACAGGCUAGGAUUUUUCUUCUGUACCAAUACUGAAUUAGCAAUGAAAUACAGUUCUGUACCUGAAAAUCAACAA